Messenger RNA from Camelina sativa (false flax), 1017 nucleotides. Its product is annotated as pre-mRNA cleavage factor Im 25 kDa subunit 2. Gene Ontology annotation, biological process: mRNA 3'-end processing. NCBI's taxonomy places the organism in Eukaryota, Viridiplantae, Streptophyta, Magnoliopsida, Brassicales, Brassicaceae. The record is from RefSeq and is a predicted model, not a curated record. Gene Ontology annotation, molecular function: mRNA binding. Gene Ontology annotation, cellular component: mRNA cleavage factor complex.
AGUCUACGGCCGUGAGUCUAGAAGUUUGCUGGUGGUAGAGAGAGACGGUGUCAUUAAAUUGCCCCCGACGACAUUACUCCUCUGUCACCGUCGCCGCCGCCGAUCGAUAUAGAUCGAGAGAGAGACAAGGGGAAGAGAAACCGAACAGUUUUGUCUGAGUCGAUUUGGGUUAGAGAGAGACAGAGAGAGAGAGAUGGCUAUGUCUCAGGUGGUGAACACGUACCCGCUUUCGAACUACAGUUUCGGAACUAAGGAACCUAAGCUGGAGAAGGACACUUCCGUCGCCGACCGACUCGCUCGUAUGAAAAUCAACUAUAUGAAGGAAGGCAUGAGGACUAGCGUUGAAGGGAUUCUGUUGGUACAAGAACACAACCAUCCUCAUAUACUUCUCCUGCAAAUUGGUAACACAUUCUGCAAACUUCCAGGUGGACGCCUGAAGCCUGGAGAAAAUGAAGUUGAUGGCCUGAAAAGAAAGUUGACCAGUAAGCUUGGAGGCAAUUCGGCUGCACUUGUACCUGACUGGAAGGUAGGAGAAUGUGUUGCGACAUGGUGGCGUCCAAACUUUGAAACCAUGAUGUACCCGUAUUGCCCUCCUCACAUUACGAAACCAAAGGAAUGCAAGAGACUCUACAUUGUUCACUUGUCUGAGAAAGAGUACUUUGCUGUGCCCAAAAACUUGAAACUCUUGGCCGUCCCUUUGUUUGAGCUCUAUGACAAUGUUCAGAGAUACGGACCGGUUAUAUCAACCAUUCCCCAACAGCUAUCCAGAUUCCAUUUCAACAUGAUUAGUUCGUGAUUCUGCUCGGUGUGUUGAAGAAGAAGAAAGGUAUCAGAUGCUAAGUUACUUAUUAGGUACGGUAGAGAGCUGUAGCUACCGGUUUAGAGAUGUGAUUUUCGGAUGAUGCGUGUGGGAUUAUUUACAUUAUAGACAUGUUGGAUUUGAUUAUGUAUAACUGGUUCAAAGUUUCAGCACCAAAAAAAAAAAGAAAAGAAGAUUAUUGUAUCUCGUUUCUUGAA